Metopolophium dirhodum (rose-grain aphid) is the source of this 3384-nucleotide messenger RNA. Its product is annotated as glucose dehydrogenase [FAD, quinone]-like. Lineage: Eukaryota; Metazoa; Arthropoda; Insecta; Hemiptera; Aphididae. The record is from RefSeq and is a predicted model, not a curated record. The coding region runs from base 201 to 2078 and encodes 625 amino acids. The transcript is spliced from 5 exons. Gene Ontology annotation, molecular function: oxidoreductase activity, acting on CH-OH group of donors; flavin adenine dinucleotide binding.
CUCGUCCAUAACAAUUCGAGACUUGAGUAAAAUCCCGUCAGACCACGGCAGCACGCCGCAGUAAUUCAACCGGUCUCGUUGAUUCCGGUUCUGAUGUCCAAUGCUACCUAUUUCUGAUUAUUUUUUUUUUUAUCGAUAUUCGCAAAUAUUACAGCGUGGUGAAAAGAUUAAAGUAUUGAAAUAUAUUUCUUACUUUUAAAAUGUAUUCAAAAUCGUUUGAGCUGAUAUUAUUGUGUUUGACUAUAAUUUUUAAUGGAUGUGCCACUCUAACAACGUCGAAAAAUUCAGAAUAUCCACCUUUAUUUGAAUCAACAUGGGGGUACUUGAAAGAGACUUUAGAAUGGGAGUCAAAGGAACCCAAGGAUGUGAUCAACAUUUUCUCGGAAUACGACUUUGUCGUAGUCGGUGCUGGAAGUGCUGGAUCAGUAGUGGCCAGUAGAUUGUCCGAAAUUAAAAAAUGGAAGGUGUUAUUAAUUGAAGCUGGAACAAACGCAAUACAUUUUAUGGACGUACCCAUUACAGCGCAAUUGUUGCAAGCUUCAGAAUACAACUGGAAGUAUAGGACUAUACCGAUGAACUCUUCUUGCUUAAGUUUUGAAAACCAGCGUUGUAAAUUUCCCAGAGGAAAAGUAAUGGGCGGUAGUAGUAUGUUGAAUUACAUGAUAUACACACGUGGUAAUAAAAAGGACUAUGAUAAUUGGGAGGAAAUGGGCAAUACAGGAUGGCGAAACGACGACGUGAUGAAGUAUUUUAUUAAAUCGGAAAAUGCAAACCUAUCUACCGCCGAGGUGAAUUACCACGGGUUUAAUGGAUUGUUGUCGGUGACCGACGUGCCAUAUAGGACGCCCAUAGCGGAUGCUUUUGUGGACGCCGGAUCACAGAUCGGACUGCCUGUCAUCGACCUGAACGGUGAAAAACAAAUCGGGAUUAAUUAUAUACAGGCUACCAUGAAGAACGGUCGUCGUUUUAGUACAAAUACAGCUUUUUUAUUUCCAGCAAGAAUGAGAUCGAACUUACACGUUAAAAAGCACAGCACCGUAACACGAAUAAUAAUAGAAAAGGGUACAAAAAAGGCAAUAGGAGUAGAAUUUGUAUCAAAUCGUAAAAAAUAUAGAGUAUUUGUACGCAAAGAAGUAAUUAUUUCUGGUGGAUCCAUAAACUCGCCACAGUUACUCAUGUUAUCGGGAAUUGGACCGAAAGAACACUUGGAAGAUGUAAAUAUUCCAUUGAUACAAAACCUGCCGGUUGGCGAAAAUUUGAUGGAUCACGUAGCAUUGGGAGGUUUGAGCGUUUUGAUAAAUGAUACUAUUUCAUUGAAAACCGAACGAUUACUGAAGAAUCCGUUAAAUAUGCACGAAUACACCGAACACAAAAAUGGUCCGUACACAAUACCAGGCGGUGCAGAAGCCUUGGCGUUUUUCGAUUUAGACCGACCGAGAUCCGCAGACGGACACCCGAACUUAGAAUUACUAUUAAUUUCGGGUCUAUUUUCGGACAACGAUUACACUCAUAAACUGUUUGGUUUGAAAUCAGAAAUUUAUAAUAAGGUGUACAGGAAAACCGAAAAUAUGGACGGCUUUACGGUGUUCCCAAUGAUUAUGAGACCGAAAAGUAAAGGCCGCCUGUGGCUAAAAGACGCUAACCCGUCCCAUUAUCCGCUGAUCGAUCCCAAUUACUUUUCCGACGAGACGGACUUGGACGUGGCCGUGGCCGGAGUACGGAUUUUCCAACAAAUGUUGAAAACCGACGCGAUGAAGAAGCUCAACGCCACGUUAUUCGACACCCCGUUGCCCAAUUGCGUUCGACACAAAUUCGACACGGACGCGUACUGGAAAUGCUCCGCGAGACAAAUAAGUUUUACCAUCUAUCACUUGUCGGGCACGUGCAAAAUGGGACCGGCGGGUGACCCCACGGCCGUGGUCGACCCCAGGUUGCGGGUGCACGGCAUAAGCGGGUUGAGAGUCAUCGACGCGUCGGUCAUGCCGGAAAUACCGGCAGCACACAUCAACGCUCCGACGAUUAUGAUCGGCGAAAAGGGCGCGGACAUGAUUAAAGAAGACUGGGGUAUUAGGAUAUAGAAUGGAUAAAUCAUAUUAUAAUAUUGACUAGUCAAAUUUGUUGUACCCACAUAUUAUUACACUUCAUUAUUAUUGAAACAAUGAAUGCGUUCAACCGUCCUCGACUGUAAUACAUAUUUUAAUUUUAUGCGUCUACGAGAUUCCUGUAUUAUCCAAAGAAAAACAACUUUUUUAAUAAUCGUAAUGCCCGGUAUCCGGGUUGCUGAAUUAUCAGAUAUUUGCUAGUACUUACCUACCCAUUCAACGUUAAAUGUUAAACAACAAACAAACAUACCAAAAGGCUGAGUGCCUUGAUCGGUUAUAGUAGAUGCUUUAUAGUAGAUGCUUGUGAUGUAUCAAGGCUCUCAGCAUUCAACAAACCCGUUUUUUUUUUUAUCGAUCCGUAUUUAAUAUAAUUAUAUUCUGCAGAUCAGUACCGAGACACUUGUUUUUUCUUAUUAAUCUGUAACUGACAAGAAAUUAUUCUCAAAAACUUAAUAAAAUACCAUUAUUUUGGGCGCUCCAAAUCAUUUUUGUUUUUAAAAUACUGUUUAGGUAUAUGUUAAUGAAGGCUCUCUUCUCUUCAAAUGUGUAUUAACUGUACUACAACUAAUACCCAAAACUAGUCUACUAUACAUCAUACAAUUAAUGCCUAGAAGUAGCUUAAAUUGUAAUGCUCCGAAAUUAAUGGAGAAAGAAAUUAUGGGUACCUAUUUAAAUUAUUAAAUUUAAUUGAAACGUUAUAAGUGUCUAUUUCGAAGAAUGCUUAUGAACUAUGAAGUACAUUUCAAUGCUUUUGUGGCACGGGACACGGGUAAUAACUUCCUAUUUGGUUAAAAUGUUGCACGGAUUAUUUUUAUGAGUAUUUAAAUCAGUUUAAAGUGUCGAUCUCUAGAUUUUUCAAAACCAAGUUAGGACACUGACAUUAGGAAUAUAAUACAAUUAUGGCAUCAUAAUUGACAAACUAUGACCAUUUGAUUUAGAACAAUUUUCCAGACAAUAAAAUAAAAUAAUAAAUGUUUCUGAAAAAUUGAUUUAUAUAUUUAUAAAUAAUUAAUAACGUGUAUCAAAAUAUGAAUUUUUGUUUAACCCUUUGAGGCAAAGUGGAUAGUGGUAUUAUACCGAAACCAUCUUUUUGUUAUUUUUGUGUGUGGUUACUCACAGUUGUAUUUUAUUGAAACCACCAACAAUUGAACAUGUUGGUAGUACUGUACAUUUUUUUUUAAAACUUUUUUUGUAAUAUGAUGUUAUAUUUUGAUUUUUGAAUAAAAAAAAAUUAUGUGUAACUGAAAGGGUUAAAAUAAUAUAAUUAAAUAUUAUAUUAACA